AUGCAAUCCGCUGCUACAAACCCGGGGAUGAUCCACGUUGUCUGCAAGGCCGACAACCGGCAACACGCUGUGGUGAAUAUUCCUCCAUCAGUAGACCAAAAGCUGCCUUCCUCGUCGCUCCGUGCGCGACCGAUCCUUCUAGGAUUAACUUCCAACAACCUCAGUUACGCCCGUGGAGGAGAUCUACUGCAUUGGUGGAAGACGUACCCGGUACCACCUGCCGCGCCCUCUCCAUACAACGAUCAGUCGUCCUGGGGCAUCGUCCCCGCAUGGGGAUACGCCACCGUCACCGAAAGCAAUGUUCCCGGAAUCCCGCCAGGCUCCUUCAUCUGGGGAUACUGGCCUACCGCGACGUCGCCCACUCUCCUGCACUUGGAACGUAGCGAGCCAGACGGCCACUGGGUGGAGGUUAGCAGCCACAGACAACAGCUGAUGCCUAUAUACAAUCACUACGAGCUGGUACCCUCCGAUGAAGAAAAGGAGUUGGAUGAGAGAGCGUGGAGUACCCUCUUCCGAGGGGUCUGGGUCGCCGGAUACCUGCUGAGUGAGUAUGUGUUUCCUCCUGACCCGCGAGUACGACAACCAGUCCAUCCUCUCGGCGCGGCGAGCAAACUACCCUGGUCUGCGGAUGAUGCAGACCUCUCGUCUGCAGUUGUGGUGGUUUUGGGGGCGUCGACCAAGACUGCGCGCUCCCUUUCAUGGUGUCUCUUUGACCGGCCCAGGGCGAGCGGACCGCUGGGAUUAGUACAGGUUACUUCGUCGCCUGGUGUUUUGCAGCAGGUAGCAGGUAGAAAAGGCUGGGGGGAUAUCUCCAAGGCAGUGGCAUAUACGGAAAUCGACCAAGCAACCGGAUGGAUUGAGAGUCUGCAGCCGUCAAAGGUCGUCAUUAUAGAUUGCGGGGCGCGGGAGAAUGCGCUCAUUCAGAUAUGCCAGAAUCUUCAGGAGUCGGCGCUUCGGUCAUGCAAAAGUGUCAUUCUGCAGGUGGGCAGUCAACAGAAGGUGUACACGAGGGAGGAAGUGCAGGCAGCCCGUGCAGCUAUGCAAUCGUUGGGAAAGAUACAGUACAACACUUCUGGCAUCCAGGACACAAUCAUCGACCGGGAGGGUGCUGCAACAUAUUUCGGAAAGGUUUCGCGCAGGUGGAAGGAAUGGUUAGCGGACCGUGCCUCCGCCAUCCCAGACAUGCAGUUAGUCUGGGGACAGGGCAUUGCUGGAGAGAAUGGAAUCUAUGGAGGAUGGGAACGACUUUCGAAUGGUGAAGUGCGCCCUGAAGAGGGAUUGGUUUAUGCCCUGUAG
Molecule: messenger RNA, 1296 nt
Organism: Aspergillus fischeri NRRL 181
Lineage: Eukaryota; Fungi; Ascomycota; Eurotiomycetes; Eurotiales; Aspergillaceae
Product: DUF2855 family protein
Exons: 3
Coding region: 1-1296 (431 amino acids)
Source: RefSeq, a predicted model, not a curated record